Messenger RNA from Salmo salar (Atlantic salmon), 2033 nucleotides. NCBI's taxonomy places the organism in Eukaryota, Metazoa, Chordata, Actinopteri, Salmoniformes, Salmonidae. The record is from RefSeq and is a predicted model, not a curated record.
UACCAGCUAGCUAACGUUAGCCAUGCUACCUAUCUAGCUUGUAUUAACACGAAAACUACUGGAAUAAUAACAACAAACAAACAAAAACGCUGUUUAAUUCCAUCUAUUUAACUCGUAAAAUGUACCACUUGAAUCGUCGACUUUUGGUUGACAAACCGUUUUUAAGUUAGUGAGUUUGGUUGCUAACCAGCUAGCUAACGUUAGCCAUGCUACCUAUCUAGCUUGUAUUAACACGAAAACUACUGGAAUAAUACCAACAACAACACCCAAACAAACAAAAACGGUGUUUAAUUCCAUCAAUUUAACUCGUCAAAAAAAAAAUUGAAUCGUCGACUUUUGGUUGACAAACCGUUUAUAAGUUAGUGAGUUUGGUUGCUAAGUGGUUAGCCUAGCCUAGCCACAUCACAACAUAACCACUUGACAGCCUGCCAGCUAACUAACUACCGUAAAGACGGUUACCGGUCUCACUUCUACAAACUUAACAGUUAUGGAAGAUAAAUAACCAACUCCAAAUGUAACCUUUUUAAUUAUAUUUAAACUAAAAAUUUUAAUUAAAAAUGUCAGCCAGUGGUUUCUCCGACUUGAGGGAAAAGCUGAAGUCCAUGACUCCUCACCGGGACAAUUAUAAAAACAGAGUUACCGGUAAGGACGACAGUUACAAAAACAGAAAAGUUAAAGUUACCGACGGAGGUAACAGUAACAGUAACGGGAACGGCCGGAAGCGGAAGCACCGAGAUUCCUCCGAGGAUGAGGUGGAACACAGUGAUCCUGCGGAGUCCCGUGAACAGGAGGCGAGGCGUGUCCAGAGUGGCAUUGUUCAGGUAGAGGUCUUCUCUAAAGAGGACUGUGACGUCAUCGAGGGUAAGAUAAAUGAGGUGGUUGCUAACGGAGAAGCGGGGCUUUACCGGGAACACACCGUAGAUCGGGCACCGCUACGGAACAAAUAUUUCUUUGGAGAGGGCUAUACAUACGGGGCCCAGCUAGAGAAGAGAGGACCUGGUCAGGAGAGAUUGUACCCUAAAGGAGAGGUGGACGACAUCCCGACCUGGGUUCACGACCUCGUCAUCACUAAACUGGUCGCCAGCGGGGUCGUACCUGAAGGUUUUGUGAACUCGGCGGUGAUCAACGACUACCAGCCAGGCGGCUGCAUCGUGUCGCACGUCGACCCGCUUCACAUCUUCGCCCGGCCGAUCGUAUCCGUGUCCUUCUUCUCGGACUCGGCCCUCUGCUUCGGCUGCCGCUUCCAGUUUAAACCAAUCAGAGUGUCCGAGCCCGUCCUGGAGCUUCCUGUCAGGAGAGGAAGUGUUACUGUCCUCAGUGGCUACGCGGCUGAUGACAUCACCCACUGUAUCCGCCCCCAGGACAUCAAGGAGAGACGGGCCGUCAUCAUCCUCAGGAAGACGAGGCCGGACGCCCCCCGUGUAGACCAGAGCCCCUCCCCUAACCCCUCCCCCCCUGAGAGACACACUCCUCUGAAGGCCAAACGCUCUCACCGCAGAGCUGACCCAGACGCUGCACACAGACCGAGGGUUCUGGAGAUGGAUAAAGAGGAGAAUCGUCACUCUUCCUCUUCGUCCCGCCUUCAUCGCCGUAGCAACAGCUCCGAGAACUACCGGAGGCGGAGCCAAGACGGCGACGGGUCACGCAAGGUCAAGAUGAGACGUCACUGAAACACACCUGGCGGAUUGGAUGGCCUCAGAGAGAGAGAGAGAGAGAGAGAGAGAGAGAGUGUGUGUGUGUGUGUGUGAGAGGGCGUUGGAACGUCACUCUGUUAAAUCCCCCCCCUGCAUGCUAGGAUGGAUGGAACACGCCACGAGGCUAUCAGCCAAUCAGAGACUGACCUGAGGACAUGGGGUGGGGUUUACAGUAAGACUGUGGGAAGUUCUGUUGUUGCCGUGCCGACCACCCCGUUCCCCCCCCCCCCCACUUCCUCUGUGGAGAGGAGAGGAAAUGGUGUUUCUAUAGGAACUUCCUCCUCCAUGCUUCAUUGGUCAAAGACCCUAUGGGGAAAUUAAAGGGUGUUUCUGUAGGAA